GACAACACCGGUAUCCUGAACAAGAGCCUUGAUAUUCUCCACCACAAGGGAUUCGAAAGACUUUUGCCCAGUUUAAACAAGAUGUGGAGCAGGCAGCAGCUGGGCUUCUGGCCUUUGGUCUAAAAAAGGGAGACCGACUUGGAAUGUGGGGGCCAAACCAGUAUGAAUGGGUUGUGAUGCAAUUUGCCACAGCCUAUGCGGGAAUUAUCCUGGUUUCUGUGAACCCAGCAUAUCAGUCCCAAGAGUUGGAGUUUGUACUGAGGAAGGUUGGCUGUAAAGCACUGGUAUUUCCUACACAAUUUAAAACACAGAAAUACUAUGAGAUCUUGAAGCGUGUUUGUCCUGAGCUGGAACAGUCAAGUCAUGGAACAUUAAAAAGCAAGAAGCUUCCAGAUCUUUCUGUGGUCAUCAGUUUGGACUCCAAGCUGCCUGGCACAUUCUCCAUGGAUGAUCUGAUGCAAGCUGGAGAUAGCAGCCAUAAGAAGGAGCUACAUGACAUACAGAAAACACUGGACAGCAAGGAGCCAAUCAAUAUACAGUUCACUUCAGGAACAACAGGAAGCCCCAAAGGGGCCACACUUUCACACCACAACAUUGUGAACAAUGCAAACUUGAUUGGUAUAAGGCUACAAAUCGACCAGGGAACCCGUUGUUGUCUACCUGUUCCUCUCUACCACUGUCUGGGUUCUGUGGGAGGCUGCAUGGUGAUGGCUGUUCAUGGUUCCUCUCUUGUCUUCCCAAGUUUAAGCUUCAAUGCAAAAGCCACUCUGCAGGCACUGGACCAUGAAAAAUGCACACAUGUGCAUGGGACUCCAACCAUGUACAUAGACAUGCUUGGCCAGCCUGACUUUGCCAGCUAUAACCUCUCAAAUCUCCAGGGAGGAGUCAUUGCAGGCUCAUCAGUGCCUCCUGAGGUCAUGAAGAAGAUCAUCAAGAACAUGAAUAUGCGAGAGAUAGUGGUUGCUUAUGGGACUACAGAGAAUAGCCCUGUAACUUUCAUGGGUUUUCCUCAAGACAACAUUAUCCAGAAAACAGAAACUGUUGGAUGUAUUAUCCCUCACACAGAGGCAAAAAUUGAGGAUCCAGAAACAGGGGAAGUCCUCCCAUUCAACAGACCAGGAGAACUUCAGAUCCGGGGCUAUUGUGUUAUGCUGGGAUACUGGGGAGACCCCAACAGAACCAAUGAAGUGAUGACUGAUGAGAAAUGGUACAAGACUGGGGACAUUGCUGUUCUUGAUGAGUAUGGCUACUGCAAGAUUGUAGGUCGCUGCAAGGACAUGAUUAUCCGAGGAGGCGAGAACAUAUAUCCUGUUGAGAUUGAACAGUUUCUGCACACCCACCCUAAGAUUCAGGAGGUACAGGUAGUUGGUGUGAAAGAUGAACGAAUGGGAGAGGAGAUCUGUGCCUCCAUCAGAGUGAAAGCUGGAGAGGAGUGUACAGAAGAGGAAAUCAAGGCAUUUUGCAAAGGGAAGAUUGCCCAUUUCAAGAUCCCUCGGUACAUUGUGUUUGUGAAGGAUUUUCCACUCACUGUCUCGGGCAAGAUUCAGAAAUACAAACUGAGAGAACGAAUGGAGACGCAUCUUCAUCUUUGAAUUGGGCAGCGGGAAAAGCACAACAGAAUGACGGUGCUGUCUUCUUUUAUAUUUGAACUGUAAGCAGUUAGGGAGCUGCUCCUACCACCAACCUGCCUUAAGAUGUACUAGACUAGUGGUAUUUGUAACAGACCAAAAUUUACAGGUGUAAGAUAGGAAUAAACAUAAAGAAUGAUAUACCAUA
Messenger RNA from Sceloporus undulatus (fence lizard), 1776 nucleotides. It is a transcript of the gene ACSF2, whose product is annotated as acyl-CoA synthetase family member 2. Gene Ontology annotation, biological process: fatty acid metabolic process. NCBI's taxonomy places the organism in Eukaryota, Metazoa, Chordata, Lepidosauria, Squamata, Phrynosomatidae. The transcript has 15 exons. The record is from RefSeq and is a predicted model, not a curated record. Gene Ontology annotation, molecular function: medium-chain fatty acid-CoA ligase activity. Bases 144 to 1592 code for a protein of 482 amino acids.